AGCCAACAGGUGGAUGCUUUGGUUUCUCCUAUGGUUGGCCAUGAUCCUCUCUCUACCCGUGUUGGAAAUGCUUUGUUUGAAGUAGCUGGACCACAGCUGACCACAAGGUUUAGAAAGGAAGCAGAAGAUGAAACAAUGCCUGGUGACUCAGUACUGCUGGAGGGCUUACCUGGACUUCAGUCUAAUGCAGUCUUCUUCCUCAAUCUUGUUCCCUUUGAUGGUGACCCAGACGGAGUUGCAGUCCAGGUUCUUCGAAUGGGCAUCAACACAAUCCUAUCUUCUUGUGAGAAGAAAGGAUUCAGAUCUGUCGCUCUUCCCAUCCUCGGUGCUGGGAUGGCCCUGCAAUUUCCUGUCAGUGAGGUGGUGAGGGCUUUAAAGGAGGAAGUUCAUGUAUUUCAAGAGGAGCAGGUGGGCAUCACACCACUCCUGAUCCACAUCGUCAUUCACCCCGAUGACGAGGAGUCAUACAAGGCAUUUGAUGUUUUCCAAAAUGACAAUUUCACUCAACAUGUUCACCAAAAGGUCCACGAUCUAGAGUCAACAACGAUGAGGUUGGUCCUGCUGGGAAAAACUGGAGCUGGGAAAAGUCACCUGGGUAACAACAUUCUUGGAGAGGAGCUCUUUGCCACUUAUGACUCUCCAAACUCUGGGACAAUGAAAUGCCAAACAGAAACCAAAACAGUCAGUGGAAGAAGCAUCACUCUGAUCGACACCCCUGGUUUCUUUGACACAGGAAGGUCUGAGGAAGAUCUGAAGCCUGAGAUAAUGAGUUGUAUGACAGAGUGUGCUCCUGGGCCUCAUGCUUUUCUUAUUGUGCUUCAAGUGGGUAGGUUCACAGAGCACGAGCAGGCUGUCAUCACUAAGAUAGUUCAGUAUUUCUCAGAUGAAGCUCUAAAAUAUGCUGUCGUUGUUUUCACUCACGGUGACCAGCUUGACAAAAAUAUAAAAAUUGAAGAUUUUGUCAGUCAGAACAAAAAUCUGAGUGAUCUGGUGUCAAAGUGUGGUGGUCGGUGUCACGUCUUUGAUAGCAAACACUGGAACAACAACCAGCCAAACAACUACAGGAGCAACCAGUUCCAGCGGGAGGAGUUGCUAAAAACAAUAGAAAAAAUGGUGGUGGAAAAAAACGGAGGUUACUACACAAAUAAAAUGCUGCAACAUGUGGAGACAGCAAUACAGAAACAGGUCGAGCACAUUUCGUACUCAAUGCCAGAUAAAACUGCAGAAGAGAUCAGAAAGCAGGCUAAAACUGAUGUGUGCAACAGCUUUCUCACCAAACUGACAGGGAUUGCAACAGGAGCUUUGCUCGGUGCUUUUUUUGGUGUAGCAGCAAUGGUUGGAUUAGCUGUCACAGCCAUGAAUAACGUAAUGUUAAUGAACGCUGUAAAAAAGGCUCCAGCAUUAAUGGGAGUGUCGGCAGCAGCAGCAGGAGAAGCAGCUGUAGGAGUUGCUGGAGCAGCUUGUGUGGCAGCAGCAGCAGCAGGAGGAGUAUUUGGUGGCUUCAUUGGAAAUGAAGCAGCUAAUGAUGCUAAGUCACCAUCAGAAGCUGCACAGAGAGCGUGUGAGGCUAUAGUGGAGAAAGGAAAGUCUCUUAUCAGGUUUAAGUGAGAUUUUUAUAAUUAUUAUCCAGGUAGUGAAAAGGAAAAAAGCAUCUUAUUAUUUCUUGAUGUUUUUACACUACACAUAAUAACUGCAUAAUAAUACUACAUACAUCGAAGAGAACAUGUUAAAUUAUUUGGAAUCAGGUUUGUUGGCAAAUUGUUGAAUACUUAUCUAGCAGUUACCUUUUUUGUGGACUUUUUGCAUAAUCUUCUGAGGGCCUUAAUGCAUUGUAGUCAUAUUUUUUUCCUGCGGACGAAUGUCUCAGACCGAGAAGCAUCACAGACAAAUAAGUCAACAAGU
Molecule: messenger RNA, 1902 nt
Organism: Haplochromis burtoni (Burton's mouthbrooder)
Lineage: Eukaryota; Metazoa; Chordata; Actinopteri; Cichliformes; Cichlidae
Exons: 5
Coding region: 31-1608 (525 amino acids)
Molecular function (GO): GTP binding
Source: RefSeq, a predicted model, not a curated record